GCAUGUGGGAUCUUCCCGGACCAGGGCUCGAACCCGUGUCCCCUGCACUGGCAGGCAGAUUCUUAACCACUGAGCCACCAGGGAAGCCCCCCAUCACUGUUGACAGCACUCUAUAAACACCUGGUCUGCUUCCAGUCUUUGCAUCGGGACAGCCUCCCACCUGGGUUCAGGUAGGUUCACUCAUUAGUGACAGGCUGGGUGGCAUCCUCCUGUGAGGGCUUAGGUCACACACUCUCCCUGUCCCCCUCUCCUCGCUCCCCCAUAGCUUCCUAUCCAGACCUUCAUACCUUCACUGGGACCAGCACCUGGCUGUGGCCUUACUGGCCCAUGAGGCUUCAUGCUCACCUGUCUGGGGGCACAGCACACGUUCCAAGGCGUCUGCUAAAUCACCUGCAGAGAGAUGCUCCCCGCAAUCUGCCUCAGUCUCAUCUACCAGUUGCAUUACUGUCCCCACACAUGCCAACAGCCCCCCACCAAAGGUUAAACGCACUUUUCUCAUUAUGAGUGCAGUCUGGUACCUGUCAUGUUUUUAAGUUAUUUUUUUUCCUUCCCAGUGACCGGGCUGUUUCUUUGCCUUUGUCUUGAGUUUUUUUGUUUUUGUUUAUGAAAGGGCAAAGAGCUCUUUACUUCCUAGGAAAAUAGCCUUUGGCCUAAGAGGCAAAAACUUGAGACCUCCCCCACCCCCAACCCCACCACUGCCCCAGGACAGGAAUCUCCUUCUCUCUGCCCUGCAAUCCUGGAGAGCUUCCUGGAGGCACCGGGCCCCGAGGGAAGCAGCUUGCAGACUCUGGCUGCCCCUUCUGCUUGGGGUUGGGGGGCCUGAGGCACCCCAGCUUCUCCUCCAGAAAGGAUCUUAGAUUCCUUUCGCCACCAACUGUCUUGAGACAACAGAAGUUUAUUCUCUCACAGUUGUGGAGGUCAGAAAUCCCAAAUUAAUCCUCCUGUAGAGCCACUUCUAAGGCUCUAGGGGAAGAUUCCUCCUUGUCUCUUCCAGCUUUUAUGCUUUGUGUGUUCCUUGGCUUGUGGCUUGUGUGUAUCAUUCCAAUUUCUGCCACUGUCUAAACACGGCCUCCCUGCCUGUAUCUGUUCUCCUGUCUCUUAUCAGAUCACUUGUCAUGUUGUUAGGACCUACCCUCAUCCAGGGUAAGGAUCUCUAGAUCUUUACCUUAAUUACAUCUGUGAAGGCUUUUUUCAAAUAAUGCCACAUUCACAGAUUCCAGGGAGACAUGUCUUGGGGCGGGGGUGGGGGGGGCCACCAUUCAGCCCCCUGCAGGUGCCUUCCCGGGACUCAGCCUUGGCGCUCUGUCACCUGCAGUGACACGCUUUUGUAGGUCUGCACUGGUUUGUGUGGUGCCUUUGUUUCUGUUUGCAUCCACCACACCGAGGCUCUGUCUGAGCCCUCUGCAGAGCUCCCAGGGCAGGCCCUGGGCCGGGGCCAGGGGAGGGAGGGAGGCAAGUGCUCAGACUCUAGACUGUAUGAGGCCGGGACUAAAGGGCUGGAUCCUUUCUCAGGAGGGCAGUUUUGCAGAACGUGUCCACAUUCACCACGCCUGACCCAGCCCUAAGAAAGGCUGCACUGGGAAUUCCCCAGCGGUCCAGUGGUUAGGACUCCGCACUUCCACUGCAGGGGGCACGGGUUCGGUCCCUGGUCGGGGAACUAAGAUCCCACAUGCUGCGAAGCGCAGCCAGAAGAAACAAAGAAAGACUGCACCAUCUGCAUCCGGGUGCCCAGGUGUGAGGACAGUCCCCCGGGGUCCAGAGUGUUGGGGGGUGCCACUGAGCAGCAGCCGGACGCAUGGAGGGUGAUAGAGUCACGGUGUCCUCCACAGACUGACACCCCAGCCACUGGCUGGAAAAGAUCCCUAAGGCCUAGUUUCUCUUUGUUUGUUUGUUUGUCUGUGAGCAGUUUUAGGUUUAUAGAAAAAUUGCAAAAGUAAUACAGAGUUCCCCUCCACCGCACAUACCCAGUUUCCCGUAUUAAUAACAUCUUCCUUUGGUAUGGUACAUUUGUCACAACUGAUGUACAAAUACUGAUCCAUUAUUAUUAACUGAAGUCCAUUGUUUAUUCACAUUUCCUUAGUGUUUCCCUAAUGUGCUUUUUCUGUCCCAGGAUCCUCACAUUACCUUUAGUCGUCACAUCUCUUUAGGCUUCUCUGGGCUAAGAUAGUUUCUCAGACUUUCUUGGUUUCGACGACCUUGACGGUUUUGAUGAGAACUGGUCAGGUGUUCUAUGGCCCUUGGCCCUUGGUUGGGAUUUGUCUGGUGUUUUUCUCAUGGUUGGACUGGGCUUUGGAGCAGAGGACCACAGAGGGGAAGUGCCUUUCUCGUCACACACACACACACACACACACACACACACACACACACACACACGUGUCCUGGGCACGCGCCAUCAGUGUGACUUAUCACUGUGGUGUUGACCUUGAUCACGUGGCUGAGGUGGUGUCUGUCAGGUGUCCUCACUGUAAGGUUACUCCCUUCCCCCCUUUCUGUGCUGUGCCCUUUGGAAGGAAGUUGCCACGUGGCCCACACCUAAGGGGUCGUGCUUACGCUUCCCUUCCUCCAGCACUGAGCAUCUGCGUAAUUUAUUUGGGAUUCUUCUGCCUGGGAGAUUUGUCUCUUCUCCCUCAUUUAUUUAUUUAUUCAAUCAUUUAUUUAUAUCCAUGUGGACUCUCGGCUAUUUAUCUUACACUUUGGGUUAUAAUCCAACACUUCUGGGACUUCCCUGGUGGUCCAGUGGUUAAGACUACGUGCUUCCACUGCAGGGGGCACGGGUUCGAUCCCUGGUUGGGGAACUGAGAUCCCUCAUGCCUUGGUGCAGCCAAAAACAAAAAAACAAACAAAAAAAACCCAACACUGCUUUAUUGAUUUUGUUGCUCAGCAUUCCUGCUUUGGCCACGAGGAGCUCUUUGAUUUGCCUUUGUGUCCCAUUUUCACAGUCCCAUUGACUUUGGUUCCUGCCUGACACCUCAGGGUGGUCCAGGCUCAUCGUUGAGUUUCUGGCCCCGUCUUAGAAGCAGCUGUUCAUCCCCGAGCCAGGGACCAUUUUAGGUAGGAAACAGCGGCAGAGGCCACCUGGAACAGAAUCCUGCUUGUGCUUCCUAGGAUGUUUCGUACCAGCGGGUGCCUGGGAGGACCUGGAGGGCAGGAGGGGCUUCCAGAGCUGGCUCAGGGGGGCAUCUGCCUCGUUUGCAUCAUUUUACAGGAAAGCAUGUUGAUUCAUUGGGUGAUUUUAAAGCAAGGGAUACCUCCAAGCAUACCGGUGCCCAGUGGCAUCUCCGUGACACCAGUCCUUCAUCCUUUUUUCCUCCUGGUCCCCUCCGUGUGGUUGGCUGAGCUUUGAGUGUGCCUGCACUAGGAGGUUAAAGGACUGAGUCUCCCGCCGUCCUGAGCAGGCCUGGAAUGGGUAAUGGUGUGAAGGAAGGCGUGGUGCGUUUGCGUGAGGAUGCUGAGCCCAUCCUGCCCGCUCAUGUGUCUUCAAAGAGUGAUCACAGGCAAGUUCUUAGCUCCCUCCUGUCAGGGGCCCUGGCUGGCGCUCUUGCCAAAACGGCGGUAGCUCCCCUGGACCGAACCAAAAUAAUCUUCCAAGUGUCCUCGAAAAGAUUUUCUGCCAAGGAGGCCUUCCGGGUCCUCUACUUCACCUACCUCAACGAAGGCUUCCUCAGCCUGUGGCGCGGAAACUCGGCCACCAUGGUGCGCGUGGUGCCCUACGCCGCCAUCCAGUUCAGCGCGCACGAGGAGUACAAGCGCCUACUGGGCAGCUACUACGGCUUCCGCGGAGAAGCCCUGCCCCCUUGGCCCCGCCUCCUCGCUGGUGCACUGGCUGGAACGACGGCCGCUUCGCUGACCUACCCCCUGGACCUGGUCAGGGCACGGAUGGCCGUGACCCCAAAGGAAAUGUAUAGCAACAUCUUUCACGUCUUCAUCCGCAUCUCCCGAGAAGAGGGGCUGAAGACCCUCUACCACGGAUUCAUUCCCACCGUGCUGGGGGUCAUUCCCUACGCCGGCCUGAGCUUCUUCACCUACGAGACACUCAAGAGCCUGCACAGAGAGUACAGUGGCCGCCUGCAGCCCUACCCCUUUGAGCGCAUGAUCUUCGGGGCCUGCGCGGGCCUCAUCGGGCAGUCGGCCUCCUACCCGCUGGACGUGGUGCGGCGGCGCAUGCAGACGGCCGGCGUCACGGGCCACCAGCGCACCUCCAUCGCGCGCACGAUGCACACCAUCAUGCGGGAGGAGGGCGUGGUGCGCGGCCUCUACAAAGGCCUGAGCAUGAACUGGCUCAAGGGUCCCAUCGCUGUGGGCAUCAGCUUUACCACCUUUGACCUCAUGCAGAUCCUGCUGCGGCACCUGCAGAGCUAGGGGCCAGUGGGGUCGGCUGCUCUCGAGCUUCAGUUCGCGGUGGACCGCUGACCCCUUCUGUUUCUGAGCCCAGCGAGCAAGGGUGUGCUGGGUUCCACCCAGGAGGUGCGCGGAUGCGCCUUGUGGAACAAGCUGGGGGGCCUGGGCUCAGUGCGCACAGGUCUGAGGGGAAAGCCAGUGGCCCUCGAAGUGCAUUGUUGGGACCGGGGGGGCUGGAGCUCCCGUGCUCUCCUCUUCCCGCCUCAGCAGGGCCGGGGCUGCCCCGGGAGGUAUUACCGUGAACGCCCUGAGUGAUGAGGGGCCAGCACUGCUUCCUGGUGCACUCUGUGUCCUUGGACAGGCCCCUGGUUCUAGUGACCUGGUCCGCCCUGGGCUCAGAGCCAGACCCCGCCUGCCCCUUGUUGUUCCGAGUCUAUGUCCAUAGUGGGGGCAGCCCCAGAGAGUGUGGGGCUGAGGCCUGGCCUCCUGCCCUAUCCCCAUGAGACCAGCCUCCUGCUCAGCUGUGGCUACAAAUGCAGCCUCUCGCCCCGCCCUGCCUGACCCGCCUUUCCUGCCUUCACCACUUCCCCGUAACACAACUCCUUGUCUGUCCCAGUCUACAGCUUGGGCACAGCCUUCUCCUAAGAAUGUUACCCCGAUCCCAGACUCUAUCCCGGGCCCCUGGGAUUGGGUCUUCCCCUCUGUUGCGCCCCCCCACGCCCCAGUUUGUAAUGUUCUCCGGAGGGUCACGCCUCCUCCGGGCAACAGGGUUUGAGGAAUUGCCAUGGGUUUUCGGUCUGAGCCCCAGCCUGAAGCAUCUGCCUGGGUUGCCAGGAAGCUCUCAUCCCCGCCCCACUGGCUGCACUAAUGGAGGCUGGGCCUCAGGCCCUGACCCUCUGCCCAAAGGCAUGGGGGCUCGUGGGGGGGACCCAUGGCAUCUGGCACAUCCCUGGCUCCCCACCUGAGCAGUUAUUUGGCUGGGACAUGGGGCAAUUUAAGGCCCGUGGGGUUGUCUGAUUUCCCGUGAACGGAGUACAUGGAGGCAGCUGGCCGCCUUGAUUCUCCCAAAGUGAGAGCCCGAGACAGCAUCUGGCCUGGGGGCAGGAAGCUUGGAAGAGUCAGGGUACCCCAGAGAUCUGGUCUCACAGAGGAGGCCCCCCAGAGCCCACCGGGAAUCACAGGGACUUGGAAACACCUGUUUCCUAAUGACAUUUGGAGUUUGGUUUUUUUUGGUUUGGUUUUGCAAUUUGGCUGGCCCUGGGUCUAGACACAGUAAACCCUGACCAGUCCAAUCUGGUUCCAGGACCAGGACCACCAGAGGGUCGGUUUUCACAGUGGGCUCAGUAGCCAUGAUGUGUGAAAGGGUCUGAGAGGGUAUCUUUGUUGCCACACAUGCAUUUCCAGUUGUGAUUUUCAUUUCCUCCCUUUGUUCUGUCCUGUUUCUGUUUUUCUUGCCUUAGUCCCGUGGGUGUGAAGACCCCUCUUUCUGUCCUUCCUGCAUGUUUCCACCAGCCAGCCCCAGUCUUGUCCCCAGACUCUCAUUCCCGGGGGCCCAAGCAGCCUGUGAUGGCUGUCCUGUCGGGUAAGCAUCCGACCCACCUUCUCCCCCAGCCUUGCCCAGUGCUCAGGAGAGGCAGGGGCGUCCCUCACAGGGAGACAGGAUGGGAACGUGAGGGCCCCCAGGCGAGAACAGCAGGGACUGGCGGUCCACCCCAGGUGAGUGAGACCAAAUAGAUGGUUAGGCAGCACCCUCCUCUGAGCUGCAGGCUGGGCAGGAGCGGGGAGGGUGCCCCAGGGUUGCUGGCCCCAGUUUGCCUCCCCAAGGUGGCUCCCAGCCAAGCGAGCCUCGGCAGCAUCGCCCCGACCCCCCCCCCCCAGCCCUGCACACAGUCGGACCUGCACCCUCGGCAGUCACCCCUCUCACUGAUUGCCUGGCCUGAUUUGGAGUUACAUUUUGACGCCAUGAAGACACUUUGUUUAUAUAUAAUGUUUAUAUAUUUUAAAGAUUUGUGACAAGAGAGUAUAUUUAAUAAAAAUUAAAAUGACUUUU
This is a messenger RNA of Orcinus orca (killer whale), 6388 nucleotides long. It is a transcript of the gene SLC25A42, whose product is annotated as solute carrier family 25 member 42. Gene Ontology annotation, biological process: transmembrane transport. Gene Ontology annotation, cellular component: mitochondrial inner membrane. Bases 3403 to 4359 code for a protein of 318 amino acids. The transcript has 8 exons. The record is from RefSeq and is a predicted model, not a curated record. Lineage: Eukaryota; Metazoa; Chordata; Mammalia; Artiodactyla; Delphinidae.